AUGUUGGACGCAUUCGAGAUUAUCACGACGUCGGGCGUGGUGCUGUGGUCCAAGUCCUACGCGCCGGUCGGCGCCCAUGUCGUCAACAGCCUUAUCAACGAUGUUUUCAUCGAAGAGAAGGUCCGACCUCAGGAUGCAACGGCCGACGGCGUUUCGCCUGUGUAUAGAAAGGACAAAUAUACUUUGAAAUGGAGGCGCGUGAAGGAAUUCGGCCUCAUCUUUGUGGCCGUUUACCAGUCGCUGCUUCACCUGAGCUGGAUAGACAAGCUCCUCGACAAUAUCGCAACUAUAUUCGUCGAUCUCUACAAGGAUCAACUGAAAAGCUCGCGAUCGAGAGUGGUCGAGUACCCAUUCGACAAGUAUUUCGACCAGCAGGUUCGGGAACUGGAAGAUACGGCGGGCGGCGCUGUCGAGGAGACUCCAGGGAUAUUGGAGGAAGAAAGGAAAAAUCCGCUCGUCUCGUCUGACAAUGGAGGUCCACCACCACCGCCUGUUCCUUCGCUUCCCAAAGGUAAGCUACGCUUAUGUCCAGCGUCAAGGAUAUUGCUAACAACCGAAAAAGCGCAGCAUGCGGCUGCGCAACCGGUGGCAAUCUCGAAUGAGAGCUCGCCCUCACCGACUCCUGAUACAUCUAGAUCCUCUACUCCUCUUCCAAAUCACAUUCUUCCCGCAAAGAGCGGGCCCGGUGGCCGCGUUUCUCGCCGCGCACGAAAAGCUGCCCACGCGAACGCGAAUGCGAAUGUUUCCUCCGGAGAUGAGAGCGCGAGGAAGGGUAAAAGUGCCAAGGCUGGCGGGAAGCAAAUGCGAAAGUGGGAUGCGGAUGGCCUUGUGGAUGAGGGUGACGAUGAAAACCUGGAUUAUUCUGCUCGCGCAGGCGACGAGGCACCAGCUCCCGCAGUGGAAGAUGUGGCACGCGAUUCUUGGGGGCGCAAGACUGCCAACGGCCAGUUUGUCCUGAAAGAUCUGGGCGACGAAGUGCACUCGAUCCUCGAAAACGCGGACGCGGAGAAGGCGAAAGCCAACGCUUCCAGUGGCGUUGUGGGAUCGAGCUUCAACGCCAUCGGUGGUCUGUUUCGCAAUAUCGUCGGCGGCAAAACUUUGACGGAAGCGGAUCUUGAGAAACCUCUGAAGGCGAUGGAGGACCACUUGAUGAAGAAGAACGUGGCCCGAGAGGCGGCCGUGCGGCUGUGUGAAGGUGUGAAGCAGGAGCUCAUUGGAAAGAAGACGGGCAACUUCCAGAGCGUCGAUGCGGCAUUGAGGGCGGCGAUGGAAGCUUCUUUGCGAAAGAUCUUGACCCCUACCUCGUCGUUGGAUCUGCUGCAUCAAAUCCAAGCAGUCACCGCCCCGACGAACAAGCAGCAGGCGCCUCGUCCCUACGUCAUUUCCAUUGUCGGUGUCAACGGUGUUGGAAAGUCGACGAAUCUGAGCAAGAUAUGCUUUUUCCUCUUGCAGAACAACUACCGAGUCCUGAUUGCGGCUUGCGAUACUUUCCGAUCCGGAGCGGUGGAGCAGCUGCGCGUGCAUGUUCGGAACCUGAAGGAGCUGAGCGCGCGCGAGAACGUGGGCGCCGUAGAGCUGUACGAGAAAGGGUAUGGCAAGGAUGCCGCCAACGUUGCGAAGGACGCCGUGGCCUAUGCGACCGCCAACCGAUUCGAUGUCGUCCUGAUCGACACGGCGGGACGCCGCCACAACGACCAGCGGCUGAUGUCUUCGCUGGAGAAGUUUGCCAAGUUGGCGAACCCGGACAAGAUUUUCAUGGUCGGCGAGGCCCUUGUGGGCACCGACAGCGUGAUGCAGGCGCGCAACUUCAACCAGGCGUUCGGCCCUGGUCGGCACCUGGACGGGUUUAUCAUCAGCAAGUGCGACACGGUGGGCGACAUGGUCGGCACGUUGGUUAGCAUGGUCCACGCGACGGGCAUUCCGAUUGUGUUUUUGGGCGUUGGACAGCAUUACGGUGACCUGCGUGGGCUGAGUGUUCCGUGGGCAGUGGGAUUGUUGAUGAAGUAG
This is a messenger RNA of Rasamsonia emersonii CBS 393.64, 2007 nucleotides long. RefSeq lists its product as uncharacterized. The transcript is spliced from 2 exons. The coding region runs from base 1 to 2007 and encodes 668 amino acids. Gene Ontology annotation, cellular component: endoplasmic reticulum membrane; signal recognition particle receptor complex. Gene Ontology annotation, biological process: SRP-dependent cotranslational protein targeting to membrane. The record is from RefSeq and is a predicted model, not a curated record. NCBI's taxonomy places the organism in Eukaryota, Fungi, Ascomycota, Eurotiomycetes, Eurotiales, Trichocomaceae. Gene Ontology annotation, molecular function: ATP hydrolysis activity; GTPase activity; GTP binding.